Molecule: messenger RNA, 1680 nt
Organism: Aaosphaeria arxii CBS 175.79
Lineage: Eukaryota; Fungi; Ascomycota; Dothideomycetes; Pleosporales
Product: homogentisate 1,2-dioxygenase
Exons: 5
Coding region: 1-1680 (559 amino acids)
Biological process (GO): L-phenylalanine catabolic process
Cellular component (GO): cytoplasm
Molecular function (GO): homogentisate 1,2-dioxygenase activity
Source: RefSeq, a predicted model, not a curated record
AUGACUCAAUUCAAGGAACGCAAACUUAUCACAGACCCCCAGAAGGCAUUCCACUUCACGGAUUUGCAGAGACUUAAACCUACACGAGCAAAUGAUCCUUAUGAAUAUCAAGCGGGAUGGGGGAAUCGACAUUACUCGGAGGUGAUUCCUGGGACGCUUCCAGUUGCACAGAACAAUCCUCACGAAAACCGAUUUGGAUUGUACACUGAAGGCAUCACCUACUCGGCCUUCGCCGCACCACGACACGCUAACUUCAGCACAUACAUGUAUCGUGCACGACCAGCAGCUGCUCAUAAGGGAUACCUACCCAUAGAAUCAAAAUCUAACGUGGAAAACUGCUUCCUUUCUAUCAAUCCACGAGUAGACACACUGCCGGAGCAGGCUGAAUGGCAUCCCUUCCCACUCCCGAAGGACGAUGAGAAGAUCGAUUUCGCCGACGGACUUCAUACGCUCGCUGGUAGUGGCGAUCCAAAUAUUCGAGAAGGCAUUGCCCUCUAUGUUUACAUGAUCAACUCAAGCAUGGAGCAACGAGCCUUCUGCAACACUGAUGGUGACUUUUUGAUUGCUGGCCAGCUUGGGAACCUCGAUAUAAAGACUGAGAUGGGAAUGAUAUUUUUACAGCCCGGAGAAAUUUGCGUUAUCCAACGAGGCAUCCGGUUCUGUUUGAACCUGGCACCAGAUACUAAAGUAGCUCGAGGGUACAUCACCGAAGUUUGGGGCUCCAUGUGGGAACUACCGGAUCUGGGUCCUUUGGGGGGUCACGGUCUGGCCAACCCCCGCGACUUCCUAUACCCAGUUGCUGCAAUUGAUGGCGAGCUCCAUGCGGACUGGACAAUCGUCAACAAAACGAACGGAAAGCUGAUUUCUAUCCAACAGGACCACAGUCCGUUCGAUCUCGUGGCAUGGCAUGGCAACGUAGUUCCAUACAAGUACGACCUCACCAAGUUCUCUUCUCAAAACAGUACCUCGAUCGACCAUACCGAUCCAUCCGUCUUCUGUGUACUCACUGCAAAAUCUCGGGACCCCAAUACUCCUCUAGCCGAUUUCCUGUGGUUUGGCCCUCGGUGGGACGUCGCCACCAACACGUUCCGCUUGCCCUACUUCCACCGAAAUGCAGCGUCUGAGUUUCUUGCUUGUCUGUACGGAAAAGGUCUUGGUCGAAGCGAUGACUUUCAGCCAGGCGGAGGUAGUUUCGAAGGAGUUCACACCCCACAUGGCGGAUUCCAUGAGGGAUAUCAACACGGAAUGAGGAUCCAUGAAAGUCAACCAGAGAAGAUACUUGAAGAUCAAUUGACCAUUAUGGUCGAAUCCAGCCGCCUUUUCCUGUGGACUGAAUACGCAAGGAAGGGGUGUGGAACGAUUAGCACACAAGGAACAGAUUACAAGGUCUGGGAUGCACUUCCAGACAAAUUUUCUGCCAACCCUAGAGCUCAGGAGCUGCUCGCUCGAGUGAAGGCGGAUAAGAUUGCCGAGAAGAAGAGACUUGCACCAUACUACUUCGGUGGCUUUUCUCAUGGCGCAAACACGAACAAUGCCUACGGUGUACACUCGGAGGAGCUUGCGCCUUAUCUGAAUGGUAAAUCUGAAGCAGAUGAUCAAGGCAUCAAUGGCAUUGCAGCUGAGGAUUUGAAAUCGACCCGUGUCAAUAUUGCUGCUGCAGAGGUAACUGACACCGCCUAA